Messenger RNA from Radiomyces spectabilis, 702 nucleotides. RefSeq lists its product as uncharacterized. Lineage: Eukaryota; Fungi; Mucoromycota; Mucoromycetes; Mucorales; Radiomycetaceae. Gene Ontology annotation, biological process: negative regulation of G2/M transition of mitotic cell cycle. The record is from RefSeq and is a predicted model, not a curated record. The transcript has 5 exons. The annotation marks the transcript as partial.
AUGCGUCCCGACGAGCAUAAAGCCAAAGACUCACGUCGAUAUCAGCAACGUAAAAAACAUCAAGGGGACGCGACCGCCGCCGAAAUAGCAGAAGCAAGACGGCGUUCUGCCCGUGCUCGUGAUACGGGCACAAGUAUUGCCGCCAUUCGAAGACGAAACGGUGAAUUGCCACCUCCGUCGCACGCAAAUUCCGAAAAACCCGCUUCAUCGUCUUUUUCAAGGCGGAAAAUUGUUAGCAAUGUUGACCGGUAUAAAGAACGCACGUUACAAGAUGAGUUGGAGGAAGACGCUGAACUAGGUAUCGAUCGUGAGACGACCAAUCUCGUCGCUAUGCUGGAUGAAUCAGAGACUUCUGGAAAUGCGUAUUUCAAGUUCAAGGAAGAGCAAAUGUGGGACAAUGAUGCGAUUGUGCAGGAAGAUAUUUAUCGAUCGAUGCUGGAGAUCAAUUUUGAUAUGUUCGAAGGAGAUUUGCAGGCGCUGGAUACAAGUACAUUAUUGGAUCUGAGGAGUGAAGAUAAAGUCAUGGUGGAUACGGCUCUCAACCAGGUCCCCGUUCUUCUUGAGAAACCGAUUGUGCCUGCCUUUCAAAAGAACGCCAAGGGUUACGUCCUAUUCAAAUCACCCAUGGUCACCGAAAUCAAAGAAUCACCAUCGCAGCAUGGUAUCUAUUUACGGAACGAUGGAUCGAAUCAUCGCGUGAUA